AUGUUCGGAACCCUCGUCGACUAUUGGCAUCUCACUGGAGAUAACUCAUACAACGCUGCCACAUUACAGGCACUGGUGCACCAAGCAUCUCCUAAAGAAGACUUCUUGCCCACCAACCAGUCGCGAAACGAAGGAAACGAUGAUCAAGGCUUUUGGGCCAUGGCAGCUAUGAGCGCUGCCGAGAACAAGUUCGUUGACCCUCCAAGCGAUCAGCCUCAGUGGCUCGCCCUGGUGCAGUCCGUCUUCAACCAGUACGUAUCUCGAUGGGAGCCCGAAAACUGCGGAGGUGGCAUGAGAUGGCAGAUAUACAGUUUCAACAAAGGCUGGUACUAUAAAAACUCCAUCUCGAACGGGUGCUUCUUCAACGUAGCAGCCAGACUACAUCGAUACACCGGAAAUAGUACCUACGGCGAAUGGGCAACGAAAAUUUUCGAGUGGCAACAGGCGAGUAGUCUGAUUACCAAAGACUAUGGAGUGCAUGAUGGGGUCAGCUUCAACGAAGGCGACCAGAAAUGUCCGCGAAUGGAUAUAAUUGAAUGGACCUACAAUGCCGGCAUUUUCCUCCAUGGGGCCGCUGCCAUGUACAACGCUACUGAAGACGCCAAAUGGAAGACGGCAAUUGAUGGUAUUCUGAAGCACGUACAAACAAAAUUUGUCAAAGAUGGCCUCAUCUUCGAGCAGCAAUGCGAAGGACCCCAAAAUUGCAACAACGAUCAACAGAGCUUCAAGGGUUAUUUGAUUCGGUGGCUUGCGGCCACUAGCAAGCUAGCGCCGUAUACUUACGACACCAUCAAGCCGCUGCUUCAAAAAGCAGCUACGGCUGCUGCCAGCGUCUGUAUUGGCACAGCUGCACCGCCCAAGUUCAACGGUUUGCCAGGUACCGCCUGUGGCUUUGGAUGGACUACCCCAGGCAAGUUUGAUGGCAUCGUUGCCGUUGGUUCACACAUGAAUGCGCUAGACGCAGUCAUGUAUAACCUUGUGCAAAAAGCUGCCCCUCCUGUGACGCAGAAAUCGGGCGGUACAUCCAAAGGCAAUCCUGCGGCGGGCAGCGGCGGUACCAAGGACCCAACAGCACUAGAGCCGUUGACAGGGGCAGAUAAGGCCGGUGCGGGCAUCCUCACAGUUUUGUGCCUCGCAGGUAUUAUUGGGGGAACUGCAUUUAUGCUUUUAGACAUUAGGUAG
This is a messenger RNA of Pochonia chlamydosporia 170, 1182 nucleotides long. Its product is annotated as cell wall glycosyl hydrolase Dfg5. Gene Ontology annotation, biological process: fungal-type cell wall biogenesis; carbohydrate catabolic process. The transcript has a single exon. The coding region runs from base 1 to 1182 and encodes 393 amino acids. Gene Ontology annotation, molecular function: mannan endo-1,6-alpha-mannosidase activity. The record is from RefSeq and is a predicted model, not a curated record. Lineage: Eukaryota; Fungi; Ascomycota; Sordariomycetes; Hypocreales; Clavicipitaceae.